AUGACCCGCGAAAGACAUGAUGGCACGACGGAGAAGAUCCACUUCACAUCCACGAAAGAGACGAAGGACGGCACAACUACUACGAAGUAUAAGAAUAGAAGCCGGGUGGACUGCCAAAUCGGUCACUCCACAUACUUUGAAGUUGAAGAGUCGUUGAAAGGUGAGGUCUUCAAAACAAGGCGCAUUGGCAAGGGGACUCUGGACAAACGAAACCUGACGACGGAAAUGGUUCAUUGUGAGAAAGAAGUUCUCGAAGUUCGCGAUGAAGUGAAGGGUGCCUUUGGCCAGGGCAUGGAGGCAAAGCUUUGGGCAGCCAAUGUUGGUGCCUUUGAGAUCAGAAAAGCCAAUGAGCAAAAGCUCUUUGUUACGCCACAGCAGAAGCAGGAGGCCACCUUGAAGUUGGCCGCCGCCAUGACGUCACAGGGUGCUGCAGGGGUCAUCAGUUUGCUUGCUAGUGAAAGGGGGAUACCGGGAUCAGCCGCAGCAGCCGUUGCUGCCGGCGGUGCUGCAUUCCUUCAAGGAGGUACAGCCGCUGAGAAGGUUGAGCAUGGAAUAGCCGCCGCCGGUACAUCUUUGGCAUUGUCUGCUGCUCAUGAAGCUGCUUCUGGGGUAGUUGGCCCAGGAUUUACUGGGAACAUUGCUGGUCGUGCCGCUGGAGCCUUUCUGACUUCCGAAGGGUCUUGCGCCGAUCGACUUGCCAACGCAGCCGGUGCUGCCGGAGAGGGGGAGGGCCGAAAAGGAGUGGACUUUGCUGGCGGCAGCUCUUUGUCUUUUGGUCACCGAGACCGUUUCGGAGCAGACGUGAAGGAGAACGGCACCCAGAUCAGCCAGAGUCAGCAUGAAGAAGGCUUGGGGACAGUCCUGUCUGCCACCGGUGCUGGGUCAUUGGCCAGUGGCAUUGGCAGUGCCGCGGGUGUCUCCGGCAACCUCGGCAUGACAGAGCGCGUGCGCCACGAGCAGAAGCCGGACGGCGGUUACAAGUUACAUUCAGAGACGGUGCAUGGAUUUGCUGGCGGCGUGGACGUAGCAGGCGUGGAGCAGCUGAACCUCGACACCGGGAAAGCGAAUGUCCAGGACGUGGAGCAUGAGAAGACCAGCAGAUUCAGCAGCUGUACGACUGAAACGAAUAAGGAGGAUAUCCGCAUACUUGGCCAGACCUUGGCGUCGAAGGAAGUGGCCUUCAAACAGACCCGUGAGGGCUUGCUCGGCAGUAAGACAGUUGAGGCAGAUUGCAAGACGCAUCACGUUGUGGAGGAAUCCGAAGGUUUGUUCCUCACCACAUCGCGUGCGGGUUCAGGAUCAGUCGACAAGAUGUCUGGGGAGGUCCAAUUUGAUGGGGAAGUUUCUCACAGCUGCGCAGUUCGGGAGGAAGUCAAAGAGGCGUUGCAGCAGUCAGGUGCCCAGAUUGCCGCUCAAGGUGCCGCAGGUGUCGCUGGGUUGGUUGCUGGGGAAGUGGCGGGCAAGCUUGCAGGUAGCGCAUCUGCAGGAGCCUCGCUUGGAGAAGCCCUUGCUGCCGGCGGUGCUGCAUUCCUUCAAGGAGGUACAGCCGCUGAGAAGGUUGAGCAUGGAAUAGCCGCCGCCGGUACAUCUUUGGCAUUGUCUGCCGCUCAUGAAGCUGCUUCUGGGGUGGUUGGCCCAGGAUUUACUGGGAACAUUGCUGGUCGUGCCGCUGGAGCCUUUCUGACUUCCGAAGGGUCUUGCGCCGAUCGACUUGCCAACGCAGCCGGUGCUGCCGGAGAGGGGGCACUCGUUCAAGCCGCAGGCAUUGCAAUGGUAAAGUCGGGCGUGCCCCUAUGCCCCAUGGGCCUCAUCAAUGAGGAUGGCCGAAAAGGAGUGGACUUUGCUGGCGGCAGCUCUUUGUCUGUUGGUCACCGAGACCGUUUCGGAGCAGACGUGAAGGAGAACGGCACCCAGAUCAGCCAGAGUCAGCAUGAAGAAGGUGUGCAACUUCGCGUGGGCUUGGGGACAGUCCUGUCUGCCACCGGUGCUGGGUCAUUGGCCAGUGGCAUUGGCAGUGCCGUGGGUGUCUCCGGCAACCUCGGCAGGACAGAGCGCGUGCGCCACGAGCAGAAGCCGGACGGCAGUUACAAGUUACAUUCAGAGACGGUGCAUGGAUUUGCUGGUGGCGUGGACGUAGCAGGCGUGGAGCAGCUGAACCUCGACACCGGGAAAGCGAAUGUCCAGGACGUGGAGCAUGAGAAGACCAGCAGAUUCAGCAGCUGUACGACUGAAACGAAUAAGGAGGAUAUCCGCAUACUUGGCCAGACCUUGGCGUCGAAGGAAGUGGCCUUCAAACAGACCCGUGAGGGCUUGCUCAGCAGUAAGAAAGUUGAGGUAGAUUGCAAGACUCAUCACGUCGUGGAGGAAUCGGAAGGUUUGUUCCUCACCACAUCGCGUGCGGGUUCAGGAUCAGUCGACAAGAUGUCUGGGGAGGUCCAAUUUGAUGGGGAAGUUUCUCACAGCUGUGCAGUUCGGGAGGAAGUCAAAGAGGCUGCUGGCAGAGGUCUAGAGGUGGGAACUCGAGAAGCGCGUAAGAGCAACGAAGGCCGACUGUUUUGCUCUGCAGAGCAAGAGAAGCAGGCCUUGCAGCAGUCAGGUGCCCAGAUUGCCGCGCAAGGUGCUGCAGGUGUCGCUGGGUUGGUUGCUGGGGAAGUGGCGGGCAAGCUUGCAGGUAGCGCAUCUGCAGGAGCGUCGCUUGGAGAAGCCCUUGCCGCCGGCGGUGCUGCAUUCCUUCAAGGAGGUACAGCCGCUGAGAAGGUUGAGCAUGGAAUAGCCGCCGCCGGUACAUCUUUGGCAUUGUCUGCCGCUCAUGAAGCUGCUUCUGGGGUGGUUGGCCCAGGAUUUACUGGGAACAUUGCUGGUCGUGCCGCUGGAGCCUUUCUGACUUCCGAAGGGUCUUGCGCCGAUCGACUUGCCAACGCAGCCGGUGCUGCCGGAGAGGGGGAGGGCCGAAAAGGAGUGGACUUUGCUGGCGGCAGCUCUUUGUCUGUUGGUCACCGAGACCGUUUCGGAGCAGACGUGAAGGAGAACGGCACCCAGAUCAGCCAGAGUCAGCAUGAAGAAGGUGUGACAGAGCGCGUGCGACACGAGCAGAAGCCGGACGGCAGUUACAAGUUACAUUCAGAGACGGUGCAUGGAUUUGCUGGUGGCGUGGACGUAGCAGGCAUGGAGCAGCUGAACUUCGACACCGGGAAAGCGAAUGUCCAGGACGUGGAGCAUGAGAAGACCAGCAGAAUCAGCAGCUGUACGACUGAAACGAAUAAGGAGGAUAUCCGCAUACUUGGCCAGACCUUGGCGUCGAAGGAAGUGGCCUUCAAACAGACCCGUGAGGGCUUGCUCAGCAGUAAGAAAGUUGAGGUAGAUUGCAAGACGCAUCACGUCGUGGAGGAAUCGGAAGGUUUGUUCCUCACCACAUCGCGUGCGGGUUCAGGAUCAGUCGACAAGAUGUCUGGGGAGGUCCAAUUUGAUGGGGAAGUUUCUCACAGCUGUGCAGUUCGGGAGGAAGUCAAAGAGGCUGCUGGCAGAGGUCUAGAGGUGGGAACCCGAGAAGCGUGCAAGAGCAACGAAGGCCGACUGUUUUGCUCUGCAGAGCAAGAGAAGCAGGCCUUGCAGCAGUCAGGUGCCCAGAUUGCCGCGCAAGGUGCUGCAGGUGUCGCUGGGUUGGUUGCUGGGGAAGUGGCGGGCAAGCUUGCAGGUAGCGCAUCUGCAGGAGCCUCGCUUGGAGAAGCCCUUGCCGCCGGCGGUGCUGCAUUCCUUCAAGGAGGUACAGCCGCUGAGAAGGUUGAGCAUGGAAUAGCCGCCGCCGGUACAUCUUUGGCAUUGUCUGCCGCUCAUGAAGCUGCUUCUGGGGUGGUUGGCCCAGGAUUUACUGGGAACAUUGCUGGUCGUGCUGCUGGAGCCUUUCUGACUUCCGAAGGGUCUUGCGCCGAUCGACUUGCCAACGCAGCCGGUGCUGCCGGAGAGGGGGCACUCGUUCAAGCCGCAGGCAUUGCAAUGGCAAAGUCGGGCGUGCCCCUAUGUCCCAUGGGCCUCAUCAAUGAGGAUGGCCGAAAAGGAGUGGACUUUGCUGGCGGCAGCUCUUUGUCUGUUGGUCACCGAGACAGUUUCGGAGCAGACGUGAAGGAGAACGGCACCCAGAUCAGCCAGAGUCAGCAUGAAGAAGGUGUGCAACUUCGCGUGGGCUUGGGGACAGUCCUGUCUGCCACCGGUGUUGGGUCAUUGGCCAGUGGCAUUGGCAGUGCCGUGGGUGUCUCCGGUAACCUCGGGGUGACGGAGAGCAUGCGCCGCACGCAGAAUCAAGAUGGCAGCUAUUCAGUCCACAUGGCUUCUGUGUGGGGUUUUGCUGGCAGUGUCGAUGUCACAGGUGUGAAUCUGGGUUGCAUUCAUGGUUUUGGUGCUCUGGACACCGGAGUUUUCAGGGGAGUCAGCGUGCAUGGAGGAACGUCUAGCAAGGGCAACUUUGUGGCUUCAGCGGAAUCUCAUUGGAAGCAAACCGCCCAUGCAGCUGGAGUUUGCCUCAUGGGCCUGCGGCUGGAGGUGCCUUAUGCGGUCGCCAACUCUUCGGAGCAAACCUUUAGCACUUGUGGACUGCAAUGGUGCCGCAUAGCAGACAUGCAUGAAGUACAUAUCGGCGGUCAGUCUGGUGAGAAGGUUCAAGCCUUUUUGCUGUUGGUGGAGGUGAAAGAGAGCUACGUUGAGACCUGGUUCGGCGCCAGCCGCAGGAAUGUGCACAUCGCAGCAACGGCCGAGCUGAAGGGAAUUGUGGGGCAAGGCACUGCAUGUGCCAUUGCAUCCUUUUUCAGGGGCCGGCGGGAAGGAAAGAGCGUCGGAGAGGCCAUCUCCUGUAGUUGUCAGGCCUUCUGUGCAGCCGCGCUGGACGGAGCCCUCAACGUUCAGUUGUCUUACAUGGCCGCCAAUCUCUCCAACAAUCUCUCGAACUCUGUCUUCAGUUUGCCCGCCUGGGCAGCGCUGAGUCCGUACCUGGAGGACGGUUUGGCUGCUUUGGUGCGUCCGGUUGUUCGAGCUUGCUUAAAUCGGGGAUGCCAGCUUGAUGACUUCGGCCGAGACUGGUUGAAACAGUUUGUUCUGCUCCAAUUGCUCCGACUUCUUCGGCAUGCAGGUGUUUCGAGCACUGCACUACAGCUGCUUUCUGCUAGCUAUUCCAGAAUCUUUGACAACCUGGCAGUCAAAAACCCGAACCUGCUGGAGUUACUGGUGGAUCUGGUUCCCAUAGUUCUCGAGGUCUUCCUGAAGGCCGCAGUCUCCGGAACUCCAUAUGGAUGGAUCAUGGCAUAUGUUGUGGUUCCCUUGCUGCUCGAGCUCAUCAAGUGUCAAUCCAUACAAUGUGUCUUGGGCAAUAUCUCCGCAUCAGUCCUUGGAUGUGCUGCUGCUCUCAAGGAAUGGGUUCUUCAAGCCAUGGCCAUGCUUCGGAAAUUCUUCUCCGACAUCGGAGUUGCAGGCACUGUCUCAGCUGUUGUUGCUGGAACGAGUGCAGGCAUGGCUGCUGCUGCAGCAGCUUCCACAGCCAUGGCACCAGCAGCUAGUAUUGCAGGCUCACAAACCUUGGGAUCGGUGGCGGUGGGUCUUGGGCUCAUUGCUUCCCCAGUUGCGCCAGUGGGAGCUGUGCUUGGCAUUGCAUCUUUGAGCGGCGUUGCAGCUGGUCUAGUGGUACUGACCGGUUGGCGACAAGCUCAGCAUCUAAUUCAAGAAGGUUGUGCCGUCCAAUCAUGGCAGACCGCUCUGAAGGAGUCGUCAGAGGUGGAGAUCUUCGUCACAAAGCCUGUCAGAAGAUGGGUGAAGGGCAUCAUCUGCUGUGCCUCUACCACUCGCUUGAGUGUGAAGUAUUUCCUUGGCAAAGAGGAACGCCAGGUUCCCUUGGCCCGGGAUAGCGACAGGCUUCGACUGGUUGGAGCAGAUGGGGCGACUGUCUCAGUAUUUGUGCCUCGGCUCUUGCAGGGACGAUGUGGGGCUUUCAAGCCCCGACCUGCUUCUCUCUGCCGACUUCGCUAA
Messenger RNA from Symbiodinium sp. CCMP2592, 6009 nucleotides. The record is from the annotation of a GenBank genome assembly. Lineage: Eukaryota; Dinophyceae; Suessiales; Symbiodiniaceae.